UCUGCUUAUCUGGAACUUGAAAAGAGAAGUGGAGAGAUAAUGGCAAGUCCUCCGGCGACGGGAGGACACCUGUUAUCUAAUGGGACGAACGGCGUGAAGAAGUACGGGUACCUGAGGAAGCAGAAGCACGGACACAGGCGCUUCUUCGUCCUACGGGAGCCGACGGAGCGCUGCCCGGCCCGGCUGGAGUAUUACGAGAGCGAGAAGAAAUGGAGAAACAAGUCCGCCGCGAAACGGGUCAUAACUCUGGACUCCUGUCUGUGCGUAAACAAACGCGCCGACGCCAAACACAAGCACCUCAUCGCCCUCUACACCAAGGACGAGUACUUCGCCGUGGCUGCUGACAACGAGCAGGAGCAGGAGAGCUGGUACACGGUUCUGACGGAUCUAAUAGCCGAGGGGAAGGUGUACGACAGCCCCGCUUCCACCUCCUCUUUAGUGGGCUUUGAGGAGACCAGCUACGGACUCAUUGCUCCUGCAACAGCUGCUUAUAAGGAGGUAUGGCAGGUCAACUUGAAAUCCAAAGGCUUGGGUCAGAUCAAGAACCUCACUGGAGUGUACCGGCUGUGUUUGUCCAGUCGGACCAUCAGCUUUGUCAAACUGAACUCAGAAACAGCUGCUGUCAGUUUACAGCUCAUGAACAUCCGCAGAUGCGGCCACUCAGACAGCUUCUUCUUCAUAGAGGUGGGCCGGUCAGCGGUCACCGGGCCUGGGGAGUUCUGGAUGCAGGCGGAGGACUCAGUGGUGGCGCAGAACAUCCACGAGACCAUCCUUGAGGCCAUGAAGGCCAUGAAGGAGCUGUCAGAGUUCAGGCCGCGGAGCAAAAGCCAGUCAGCCAGCACCAACCCCAUCUCUGUGCCCACACGACGCAACCUCAACAACCUCCCCCCCAGUCAGACGGGCCUGGUGAGGAGAUCCAGGACAGAUAGCAUGGCAGCAACGUCCCCGGGGAGAAAGUUCACAUCCUGCCGGAUAAGAACGGCCAGUGAGGGAGACGGAAGCGUGACCCGGCCAGUGUCCAUGUCCAUAUCUGUGACUGGAAGUCCCACCAGUCCAAACUCUGGGAACCACCUCAGCAGGUCCCAUACCCUCAGCAGUGGGCGCACCUGCAGGAUGCUAGAGUCCUCCUCCAACCUGCAUCACAGCCGGUCCAUGCCGGUGUCCAACUCCCCUCCAGCCGCCUCCAGCCCCAUCAGCAUGUCUCCCAGAGGGGGGGCCAGUAUCUACACUCCUGACAAAGCCAGGCGACCUUUCAGCUGCAGCGCCUCCAUCUCUGGCUCCCUCAGUGACACUGGCUUCAUGCUGUGUGACGAUUACAGCUCCAGCCCGGGCGAACCCAAAUUCCUCCCCCUGACCCGCAGCGACACCCCUGACUCUCUGUCCAGCACGCCUCCAUCCCGUGACAUCAGCGACCCUUGUGGCUACAUGAUAAUGGAGGGGGCGAAUGGCAGCAGGUCUGGGGCUUACGGCGAGGGUCUGGCGUUUGACAAGGCUUACAGGAAGCGGACGCACUCCCUCACCACACCACGUCAACAGAGGGUGGUGGCGCCGCUGUCCUCGGCCUCCCUGGAUGAGUACACGCUCAUGAGGAUGGCCCACGGACAGAACUCUCACUCCGCCUCGCCCAAAGUGUGCUACCCUGAGGAUUAUGGAGACAUUGAAAUCGGUUCAUCCAGGAGCUCCAGCAGUAACCUUGCCGACGAUGGCUACAUGCCAAUGACGCCAGGUGUAGUGUCCCAGUCUGGCAGAGCAGACAACUACGUACCCAUGAGCCCCAUGUGCGUCUCAGCGCCAAAGCAGAUUGUGAACCCUAGGGUGCACCCUCAGGCGGCUGCCAGCGGCGGCUACAAGACCAACUCCCCCUGCAGCAGCUCCCUGGAAGACAGCGGCUACAUGAGAAUGUGGUGUAGCUCCAAAUCGUCCAUGGAGAGCCCAGACAGGAAUGGUGAAUACAUGAACAUGUCACCUGGAAACCCACCUCCACUCCAGACCCCCCCUGAUUACUACUUGGGCCUGAUGGCUGGCGAACCCACAUCAGUGAGGCCGGCUUACCAGGCCGGCUCCCUCACGCUCCCUGCUAAACUUCAGGCCUCUAAGAAUGAGGAAAGCAGCCAGUAUGUGUUGAUGAGCCCUCAGAGUUUGAGGCAGAGGGCGGGUGAGUCAGACUAUUAUUCAGUGAUGCAGCCCAGUGCAGCUCAGACCUCACCCCUGAGCCCCUCUGUACCCUCCCCAGUCAGACACGGCCGGGCGGACACGCUGCCCUACAGAGGGAGGCUGGGCAGACCUAACAGGCUAUCCCUAGACACCCUGAGGACCCUGCCCAGCAUGAAUGAGCACCCCCUCCCUGGAGAACCCCGAAGCCCUGGGGAGUACAUCAACAUUGACUUCAGCGGCGCCAGAUUCUCCCCGCCCUCCAUUGUAUCCGCAGAGAGCCGGUCUUCGUCGCUGGGUUCCAGCAGCGGGGGCCCGGGGAGGUCGUCUCUGACAGACUACAUAAACCUGGAGCUGGGCUCACACUCACCCAAGGGGGCUGACACUCCAGCUGAGCGCUUGGACACACUCCCAGAGUCAUCAAUGUGCCCCUGCUCAGAGGAGGAUGCCGUGUACCAUCUGGAUAGUGAGAAAAGGUCUCAGGGCCUCGGCGAUGAGGUGAAAAACGACUACACUGAGAUGACAUUCGGGAUGACCAGCUCGCCUCCACAGCUUGUUCCUCAGAACACAGCAAGCAGCCAGAGCAGCAUGGAGAGGAGGCUACCACUGGAGGAUCAGGGAGUCCCAGAAGGCAUUGGGGUCUUCCUGCUCGGGGCCACCUCUUCCUCCACAGUUGACCCUGACUGCUCCGCCAAGGUGAUCCGGGCCAAUCCGCAGGGACGCCGGCGCCACAGCUCCGAGACCUUCUCCUCUACCGCCACGGUGACGCCGGUCUUCCCCUCCUUCGCCCGCGGCGAGAUGGUGAAGAGGCACAGCUCGGUGGAGAACAUCUCGUCCCGGAGCAGCGAGGGCUCCGACGAGGAGUACGGCAGCCCGGUGAACCGGCAGAGCGCGGCCGGCUACCCGAACGGACUGAACUACAUUGCCUUGAACCUGCUGGACAACAGGGACAUGGAGAAAUGCGAGGACCUGGCUGGCUUCAAACCCACCAGCAGCUGCAAAGGGGGUAUCAAUGGAUUACACAGCACACCAUAUGUCUGUUUGGGAUUCAAGGAGGCUGCAACCACUGCCAAAGACUGAAGGACCCCUUUAUCUUCAGACUUGGCGUCUACACAACCUGCUGCUCGACAAAAAAAAAAAGAAAUCAACUUAGCCCUUUCUUGCUGGGCACCGUGGCCCCUAAAAGACUGUCUGGACCCUCAGUGACACUCGCCACACAAACACAUGCACACAGGAAACAAGCAGGUCAUCAUCUAUGCAUGUCAUGAAUUUGCUGAGAUGGGACUGGUGUGUUGUGUGUGUGUGGUGUUGUGUUGGCGUUGCGGUGCCGUGUGUAUGUGGUUGUGCGUCUCAUGUUCCCUGCGCUUUUCGGAGGCCAUUUUUUUCCUCUGACCCAAAUUUUGGCGCAAGCACAGAAGCAAAGAUAGUCAGACAAUAACAAAACUCUAAUGGUACCCAGAUACUAUUUAUUUACUUGAGGGUAGUUUUAUGGCUGUCUGUAUGAGUGCGAGUGUGUGUUUCUGAGGCAGAAUACGACCAGCCGGUGUGUCAGUAAACAAUGAAACUAUAGAAAUGGCCCAGGGAGCGAGGAUACCAAGGUACACUGAGUAUAUAACUAUAUUUAGAGUAGAUAUUUUAUUUAUUUUUGGAAGAUGAAUGUCUGAUAAGACCUACCCAAUGCCUUAAUGUCUAUACUGUCCUUAUGUUUUUUAAGAGAUAAAUAUUCUAUUUCAGUAUGUCUACCUACAUCUCUAUAUUGUUAUUCUGUUGUGAAAGUAACAAGCCUAGCUUACCAUUCAAAUAUUAUUUCAGAAAUGUACAGUACAGUGGGGCUGCUUGAGAACUGAUUUAUCGUAUUGAUAUUAAAGUAUUUUCUUAAUUACUAAUUUCUUAUUUAUUCUAACCUAGUUUAUUUUUUUGUCCAAUCAAAGCGCUGGACUUAAAGAAAUAUAUUUCUAAAUGUCUCUAAGAGUUAUGCAUGUCCUUAUAACUCAGCUCAGACCCCACAACACCAGGCAUCUGAAUGCACUGUACCUACCACAGUUCCUCAGUCACUUGAGCCUGAAAACCUCACACACUCCUACCUUCAAACCUACGGCCUGCUGUUAAGCUCAAUGCAGGCCGCCCUGCUGUGAUAUCAUUUGACGGUACAACUGUCUAGAGGUGACAACGGAGGGGCGGAGCCGAUGAUAAAUGUCAAGGUUGGGGGGCACAGUCGAGACAGUUUCCGGUCAGCGAGUUGAGGGGCCGCCUGUGUGCGAGCAGUGAGGGGAGGAGGGCUCUGCAACACAGACAAAGUAGAAAAGGGGCCAACAGCCACAUCUGGCAACAUCAUGGAGGUUCACUGGAGAACCAGCUGUCUGGAAAAUGUAACUAUAUUGCAGACAGCGUAAAAAGUUUGAUUUGGCUGAAGAGAAUUAUGUAAUGCUAGACGUUAAAGCAAGACUAUGUAACGAUUUAACAAUGUGACAACUGUGUAACAAUCACGGGAUACGGCUAAAUGCUGCAACAGUGUAAUAGCAGCACUGACUUAGUAAAGUCUAUUGUUUGCUAACAUUACUACUCAGCUACUGACUGACUAGCUACUAGUUAUACACACACGUUAUACCAGCUGUGUGUUUUAUUGCUGAUAAAUUCUACUUUUCAUUUGUUAGAGGAAGAAUGUUUUUUCUUUUAAAAGUCACAAAGUAAUUUAAUCUGAAGAAACUAAAAAAAAAAAAAAUAAUUUAAUUCUGCUGCUCCCCGAGAGCUUUGAACCUCCAAAAUGGCCGUCAGAUGGUUUGUUAAGAUGCUCUAAAAGCCCUCUACGGACAUCCUAACUCCACUGUGCCGACUCCAACUGGCUCCCAGCCCCUUUAGUGUACAGUAGAUUGUAAAACUUUUAACCAUGUCUGAAUGUAUCGCUCAGCUGGUGGGAACACCGCAGAAACAUAACGUGGGAAACGGUUGACUUGGAGUUGAGUAAUAUUGGAGCUGUACCACGCCAAGUGGUGGUAUCUAUUUAUCUUCAGUCUUGAAUGUGUAUAUUGUGUACAUAAAAAGAGUUUAACUAAAACAAUCUAUUGAAAAUACAUAGAGUACCUAGAUUUGACCUAUGUUGCAAUGAUAUUCCUGUGUAAAGACUUUGGCUACAGAUUUUUAAAAUGGGGACAGGGUUUUUGCUUUGGGGUUGUACAGUGUAUUGUAUGCUUUUCUCCCUCACGGUCUCUGUGACUAUAUGAAAAAAAA
Messenger RNA from Morone saxatilis (striped sea-bass), 5379 nucleotides. RefSeq names its product insulin receptor substrate 2-like. Gene Ontology annotation, cellular component: plasma membrane; cytosol. Gene Ontology annotation, molecular function: insulin receptor binding; phosphatidylinositol 3-kinase binding. The record is from RefSeq and is a predicted model, not a curated record. Gene Ontology annotation, biological process: insulin receptor signaling pathway. The coding region runs from base 40 to 3231 and encodes 1063 amino acids. Lineage: Eukaryota; Metazoa; Chordata; Actinopteri; Moronidae. The transcript has 4 exons.